AGUGAACACGAGUUCACUUAACUGCCGAUCGUAUGACCAUCUCUUCAAACUGAUUAUUGUCGGCGACUCUUGUGUUGGAAAGACUAGUAUUUUGCAGAGAUUUCACGGCGAGACUUAUUUACCCGCUUCUGUGCCAACCAUUGGUAUCGAUUUUAGGAUCCGAACCAUAACUUUUGAAAACAAAAUAAUUAAACUCCAGAUCUGGGAUACUUCAGGUCAAGAGAAAUACGACUCAAUUACGACAUCCUAUUAUAGAGGAGCUCUCGGAGUACUUCUCGUCUAUGAUAUCACGAAUCGAAAAAGCUUUGAAAACAUUAAGAGUCGUUGGAUUAAACAUACAAAUGAUGGAAGUGAAUUCAGAAGUGGCCGAAGCGUUGGCUAUUGAUUACGGACUCAAACACUUCGAGACCAGCGCUAAGGAGAAUAUAAAUCUCGAAAAGGCUUUCUUUCAGAUUUCUAAAGACAUCUAUAAUGAGGUGAAAAACAAAUGCUUGAGAGAUGAGGCAAAUAAUGUGUCGUUGUCUCCAACAACUGCACCCAAGAAAGGGAAGACAUACCGGUGCUGUCAAAUCAACGUUAAUCUUUAA
Molecule: messenger RNA, 587 nt
Organism: Medioppia subpectinata
Lineage: Eukaryota; Metazoa; Arthropoda; Arachnida; Sarcoptiformes; Oppiidae
Source: the annotation of a GenBank genome assembly